Molecule: messenger RNA, 2887 nt
Organism: Notothenia coriiceps (black rockcod)
Lineage: Eukaryota; Metazoa; Chordata; Actinopteri; Perciformes; Nototheniidae
Gene: klhdc2
Product: kelch domain containing 2
Exons: 14
Coding region: 9-1502 (497 amino acids)
Molecular function (GO): protein binding
Source: RefSeq, a predicted model, not a curated record
CCCCCAGAAUGCUUGUGAUUACCUCAAAUACAUGGCGUACCUCUUUUGAAUUUGCAAGAAAAACAAACAUCUUACAGUACAAGGAGACAGUACAGACUGACAUGGCAGAGAGAGUGGCAGAGAUGGAGGAAGACAUUGGAGACCAGCCAGCUGGAGAGGAUGACAAUGACUCAGACAGAGAUGAAGAAGAGAGAUUGUUUGCUUGGAUGGUAAACGAUGAUAUGGAUGAGGAUGAAGAGGAGGAGGAGGAGGAAGAGGAGGCGGAGGAGGAGGUGGAGGAGGAACAGCCUUUGGACACUGAAGUAUCUGAAACGUUUGAGGUGGAUACACCAGCUGAGCGCAGUGGUCAUAUAGCAGUGGUUGACAGAAACAUCAUGUAUGUUUGGGGUGGAUACAAGAAUGCUCAAAACCAUGGAUUCUUUGACUUGUAUCUGCCGAAAAACGAGAUCUGGACAUACAACAUGGAGUCAGGAGUAUGGACAAAGCAUGCAGCCGGAGGUAAUCUGCAAACGUCCAGGUCGGGCAGCUGUGGGGUGUGUGUUGAUGGAGUCCUCUACUUAUUUGGAGGUCAUCACGCCAGAGGGAACACUAACAGGAUAUACCGCCUGCCCCUGAGAGCCCCCGUGCUUGUUUGGGAGGAAAUGAGGGAUCUUAAAGGACCCCCUCCAACCUGCAAAGACAAGCUAGGGUGCUGGGUUCAGAAAAACAGACUCAUAUUCUUUGGGGGCUACGGCUACGCUCCGCAAGGAACACAGCAAGGGACUUUUGAGUAUGAUGAAUCAUCUUCACUCGUGUGGGACAUCCCUGGAAGAGGCUGGAACAACCACAUCCACAUCCUGGACCUUGAGACAUCAACAUGGAGCCAGCCCAACACCAGGGGAAACGCCCCAUCACCCAGAGCGGCUCAUGCUUGUGCCACAGUUGGUAACCGAGGCUACGUGUUCGGGGGACGAUACAAGAACUACAGACUAAAUGACCUGUACUACAUUGACCUGGACACGUGGGAGUGGCAUGAAAUGAGCGUUCCUCAGCCUGGUCCUGUGGGCCGGUCCUGGCACUCCUUCACUCCGGUGUCACCGGACCACAUCUUCUUAUUUGGAGGUUUCACCACAGAGAGAGAGACUCUGAGUGAUGCUUGGCUGUACUAUGUAAGCAAAAAUGAAUGGAAGCCUUUCAAACACAGUCACACAGAGAGCCCGAGGCUGUGGCACACAGCAUGCUCCGGUCCUGAUGGAGAGGUGUUUGUGUUUGGAGGGUGUGCCAACAACCUUUUGUCUCAUCACAGAGCAGCUCACAGCAACGAGUUACUGGUUCUGAACGUUCAGCCCAAAUCACUAGUUCGGUUCUGUAUGGAGGCCAUUCUGCAGCAUAGGGAGCGAUUGUCUAAUUACUGGGACUGUUUGCCUAAACACCUCCUGAACAGCCUCAAACAGAGGAUGUCACGCGUCAACACACUGGAAUCUCCUAGGCUACGAGAAACUCCAGUCCAGAGGAUUGGAUAAUAUACAUGUAUGUAUGGAUGAGUGUAAUUGUCAAACCAGGUAGUCCUGUUAAAGCAUAAGUUUAAUGUGUGUGAACCAAUUAAAAAAAAGAAUCUAAGCAAUAGUGAACAGCUGUGGAAACGGUCUGAAGAGGGUCCAGACUGUCAGACCAUCCUCAUAGCUGUUCAUUACCUUUUCUGUUCAUCAUACACACUUUGAAAAGCCAGUCAAACCUUUAGAGGAGAAGCAGUGCCAGUGACGCACUAAUGUGAGCGAGAGCAGAAAUCAUGCAUUACAAUUGGGUUAUUCUUUGCUAAGCAUACUUUUAUUACUCUGAGAGGUAACUGAAAAGUGGUUUUCAUUUCGGUGUUCUAAGAUAAAUUGAUUGCUACUUCUGUACUGUAAACAAACAUUUGAUUAAGAUCAAACUUGACACUAUGACAGCGCUUCUGUGUUUAGGAUUCCAGUGAGGUUUUAUUGUUUAAUGCUUAAAAAAGUUAUUUUUCAUCUUUUUGGUAAAACAAUGUGUUGUGCGUGCCAGUGCAGUAGUAUUCACCUGCUAAGCUUAGAGUAUAGACAGAAAAUCCCCCUCGUGCUUUUCAGGAAAACCACUGAAAGAAAAUCCAUUGUGUUAUUGGAAAAAUAAUUAGUUUGGAAAAGGGGCGGGACUUCCCUUUCCUCCAUAAUGUUAGGACAUCCUGUCAGAUAACCCUAGAGUCCACCAUAGAGUUCCAGUCCUUACACAAACGCCAGUCGCUUUUUCAAAUUUCCUUCCUCAGAAGUUUAACUGAUUUACUGACUAAUGUCUUAACACUAAACGCAGCGGUGACCGGCUGGAACAGGUUUGCUUUAACAGUGCAGAUUGAGGAAGCCUGUUGCUUUAACGUUUGGCCUGAUCUUUAAUAUAGAGGUUUUCUAAAUCCUGGAUAAUUUAAGAUCUCAGACCUAAAACUAGUGCUUUGUUACGCAAGACUAUCUCCUCCGAAGUCACAGGAAUGUGAAUUUUUAUUUAUAUAUAUAUAUAGAGAGGUAUUUAUAUAUUUGUGAGGAAAUGUGUGGUGGGUUCUUUUUUCUGAAAGAGGCUUUUAAAAUUGUCAUGAGUGACCCCUGUAGCAUUUUAUUUUAACUUAAAGAGCUGCGAGUGUAUUGGAUGUUGAGCCAAGUUGCACUGAAACGCCUGAUGUCAGGGCUUUGUUUGAAUUUUGCCUGGUUUGCACAAUGUUCCCUUGAUGUUUUGUAUCGUACAACACAAUGCAUAUUGUUACUUCAUACUCACAGAAUAAACGCAUACCAUAAGGUGUGUUCUGUUCAGCUUUGUUAAUUUACAUGUUUUCAUUUUUGAAGAAAUUGUAUGUCAACAAAUACAAUCAAUAAUUAAAAUAAAAUGAUUGAUAUUCAACAGGAGA